AUGGAUGACCUCACACCGUCUCAGAAAGCGCAGCUGCACGAGGUUGCUGAUCUCAUGCUCGAAAUCUACCGCACCCUCGCACGUAUGCGAUACCUCGACCCUUCAUGGAUCUAUGAGGGCCCUCACAAUAUUGAUGAUGUUCUCCCAAAGUAUCAUUCAUGUGGCUUAGAUGCCUCCGUAAUCUACCUCUACAGUAUCCUGCCUUAUAUAGAUACGGCUGGGGCAGAGGGAGUGGACUUUUUCCAAGGCGGUCAAUUUGCAGACUUCCGCCGGGAGGAGGAUGUGGAACAAGGCCGUGAUCCGUUCUAUGCCGACUGCGAAGAAGAGGCUAUGCGCCCGUGGAUGACGCCUCUAUCGAUGCUAGGCAAUCACCACAGCGUUAUCAUCUACGAUGCUCGGAGGCAUUGCAUAGGAAUUAUUGAUCAAGAGUCCUGCGGAAGCACUGAUCACAACCUACGUGGGGCACCCACGGUUGCUAUGCAAGAGACAAGUGAGGGUAAGAAAGAGGUAAGUGAGGAAGAGGUGCGCGAGGAAGUGAUGAGUGAGGAGGCAUGUGAGGAGGAGGAGGAGGACGACGACGACGACGACGACGACGAGGAAGAUAGUGAAGGGGGUGAAGGACUCUACGAUGAUAUGGAUAGCCGGCCGGCUGGUGAUGUCCUCCACGACAUCGUCCAGUGGUACCACGAACUUAUUGAGACCCCGGGGGGCGGUGAGGUCUCUGGGGGAGAGUGGGAUGCAGAAAUCGUCAAACCUUUGUACCGCAAACAUGGCUGGCCCAAUGCGAAUUUUGACGGCGAUGCUUUCCUAGUAGACCAGGCUCGUGCAACAGCCGCUAAGUUAGCCAAGUGGGUCUCAGAGGAACCGAUACGAGAAGUGCAAAAAUUCAAGGGAUGGCUGAAAGAUGAAGACCAUCCAGCCAUGCGGCAGCUGAGAGAUAGACUGGCGGGAGCUAAAACGGACGACGAACAGUGGCUCGCGCGUUGGGAAUUGUGGCAGGCGGAGCAAAGCAAUCGAUGCACUCUGAAGGAACUCCGGCAGGCAGAAGAAGCGAGCGACCAUGCCUGUCCGGAUGGACUAUGCCAGAAGCCCGAAGAGCUGCUGCUGUGGGAAGAGAGGCAGCUGCGCGAGGACUCCUGGUCGAAACAGCGCAGUCUGAAAGCAAUACAGCGGGAGGCUAAGCAAGUGCAGGCUGGUGAGCGAGACGGGGUGCCAGGAAUUCAAAUUAGGCUUCGUCAUGCAGAGAAGCAAGUGGCAGUUUAUCAGAAGGCGCAUGAGGCCAGCCGUCUAGAUGCUGAGCGUCUCUGUCCAGGGAGAUCUUUCGCUGUUGGUAGAGGUGUCGAGGCCCUAGGAUUCGACCUCAAAAAGAGGAUGGAGUAUUUGACUCGCUACAUUGAGCAGUCGCAGCAGGAGGUCAGGUUGAUGCGGGAAUGGAUGGCCCAACUGCCUGAAUGCGCCCAUCGAGCGAGACAGGCAGCCCAGCGUGCGGUUGAUGGGAUGGAGCAGUACAUCGAAACUUUUAUGGAACAGAGCCGUGGAGUGGCUCUGGCGUUGGAGAAAUCAUAUGCAGAAGGGCAACGAGAAGAGAAACAGCACGACAAACAUGACAAGACGACGUAG
Messenger RNA from Venustampulla echinocandica, 1620 nucleotides. RefSeq lists its product as uncharacterized. Bases 1 to 1620 code for a protein of 539 amino acids. The transcript has a single exon. NCBI's taxonomy places the organism in Eukaryota, Fungi, Ascomycota, Leotiomycetes, Helotiales, Pleuroascaceae. The record is from RefSeq and is a predicted model, not a curated record.